Cladophialophora psammophila CBS 110553 is the source of this 1863-nucleotide messenger RNA. Its product is annotated as gamma-glutamyltranspeptidase. The coding region runs from base 1 to 1863 and encodes 620 amino acids. The record is from RefSeq and is a predicted model, not a curated record. The transcript has 4 exons. NCBI's taxonomy places the organism in Eukaryota, Fungi, Ascomycota, Eurotiomycetes, Chaetothyriales, Herpotrichiellaceae.
AUGGGCUCCACAGGCAAAGACAUGAAGGCGGAAGCCGUCUUCCCUGGUAACACUCCCAUGUUGAUGAAAUUCCCGAGCAGAAGGAGCGUCGUCCACAGCACAAAGGGCAUGGUCGCAUGUACACAACCUUUGGCCGCAGAGGCGGGGCAAAGGAUCUUAAAGAUGGGAGGGAAUGCCGCGGAUGCUGCGGUCGCAGUUGCCGCUGCGUUAAACAUGACUGAGCCCACCUCGACCGGUAUCGGCGGAGAUAUGUUCUGUCUCUUCUUCGAUGCGAAGACAAAGAAGGUCCAUGCUCUCAAUGGCUCGGGACGCAGCGCAAAGAAUACUACUCUCGAGCAAGUAAAGAAAGAGUUGGGCAUGGCCCCGUCACAGAUUGGCAAGAUUCCCGUCCUCAGUGCACUGUCCGUCACGGUUCCCGGCGCACCUGGAGGAUGGGUCGAUACAAUUGAGAAAUUUGGGAGCGGAAAGUUGAGCUUGGAGCAGAUCCUGAUGCCGGCAAUUGAACUGGGAGAAAGCGGGUUUCCGGUCAGCGAGCUUUCUGCAAUGUGGUGGCAUGAAGGUGAAAAAGACCUCAGGCACGCCUCGCCCAAUUUCCGCGAAAUGCUCAAAAGAGACAAGCACUCCGAAGAUUUUGUCCGGGCACCUCGGGCUGGUGAGAUCAUGAGAAAUCCAAACUUGGCAAAGACCUUUAGGGCAUUGGCAGCAGAGGGGAAGAAGGGAUUUUACAGUGGAAGGAUCGCUCAGGCUAUCGUUGACGUCCUGAAGCUUCGAGGUGGGCAUAUGGAACUGUCGGACCUUGAAGACCAUAUGAACCGAGGCGCCCAGGAGACAGAGCCUAUUUCGUUGAGAUUCAACGCCCAGAACGUCAAGAAGAUGGGAGCCCAAAGAGUGACGAAUGGGUCGCCAGAUGACCACUUUGUCGAACUGUGGGAGCAUCCGCCGAACGGGCAGGGCAUAGUUGCCCUCAUGGCUCUCGGCAUCUUGGAAGAGCUUGAGCGGACGAGGCAAAUCCCAACGUUUGCCCAGGAGGAUCACAACAGUGCCACACACCUCCAUGCCGUGAUCGAGGCACUUCGGAUAGCAUUUGCUGACGCGAACUGGUGGGUAACGGAUCCAGACUUCAUGCCGGUCAAGCCUGCAGACAUGAUCUCCCGACCUUAUCUGGCGGAACGGGCGAAGCUUUUCAACAAGGACAAGGCUGGUAUGUACAGCAAAGGACAGCCGGGACCGAGUCCAGCUCAGAAUCAUAGCGACACGGUAUACUUCGCCGUUGCUGACAAGGAGGGCAAUGGCAUGAGCUUCAUCAACUCUAACUACGAAGGGUUCGGAUCUUCCAUUAUCCCUCAGGGCUGCGGAUUUACGCUCCAAAACCGAGGGUCGAAUUUCGAGCUGGGACCGCCAGAUCAUCCCAAUAUCUACCGGGGGGCGAAGAGACCUUACCACACGAUUAUCCCGGGGAUGAUUACCCAUGGGGAAGAAGGGGAGCGAGAACUGCACUCGGUAUAUGGGGUAAUGGGCGGUUUCAUGCAGCCGCAGGGUCACCUUCAAGUGCUGCUCAACAUGGAAGUCUUUGGGAUGAACCCGCAGCAAGCCUUGGACGCCCCAAGAAUAUGCAUUGGUGCGGGAAUGCCCAAAGAAGGCGAUCUGCAUGCUGGGACUGUGUAUGUGGAAGAAGGGAUCGAGGAGGCCGUGAUCAAGGCGCUAAAGCAGAUGGGCCAUGAUGUUGAGGUUCUGCGUGGAUUCAGCCGAGCAAGAUUUGGGCGAGGACAGAUUAUUCGGAGACACGUUGAUGAAGAGACUGGCCUGGUGGUAUACAGUGGUGGAAGUGACAUGCGAGGCGAUGGGUGUGCUUUGCCAGGAUAA